This is a messenger RNA of Trichoderma gamsii, 942 nucleotides long. RefSeq names its product rRNA-processing protein efg-1. The record is from RefSeq and is a predicted model, not a curated record. The coding region runs from base 1 to 942 and encodes 313 amino acids. Lineage: Eukaryota; Fungi; Ascomycota; Sordariomycetes; Hypocreales; Hypocreaceae. Gene Ontology annotation, cellular component: nucleolus; preribosome, small subunit precursor. Gene Ontology annotation, biological process: maturation of SSU-rRNA from tricistronic rRNA transcript (SSU-rRNA, 5.8S rRNA, LSU-rRNA). The transcript is spliced from 2 exons.
AUGGGAACCAAGCGCGAGUACGACGAAGUCGAGUCGCAAGGCGCAGAUGGCAGCCAUGGAGCGUCUGAAAAGAGGCACAAGUCUUACAUCGGACGAAAACGCCAGGCAAAGGAAGACUCCGGGGCUAAGAAGCGAAUUCGAGCGAUCGAAAGAAGUCUAAGGCGAAACCAAGACAUGCCAGUCAAUGUGCGAAUUGAUUUGGAGCGCGAACUGGCGUCGCAGAAGCAACUUGUUGCAGAUCAGGAAUACAAGAGGAAGCGAAGCACAAUGAUAUCCAAAUACCAUAUGGUGCGAUUUUUCGAACGAAAGAAGGCUUCAAGAUUAGUGAAGCAAUUGAAACGAAAGCUUGAGCAGGAAUCGGACUCAGGCGAGGCGGAUAAGAUACGGCACGACCUUCAUAUAGCUGAAGUUGACGAAGCAUAUACUCUUUACUUUCCCCAUCUCGAAACAUAUGUCGGCCUAUAUAGCUCUCACGCCAAGAAAACGGCCGAAGAGGAGACCGAGGAGGGGAAAGCUGCGGCUGCGAAGGCGGCUCUGGAGGCAGAGAGACCGCCAAUGUGGUCAGUAAUUGAGAAGGCCUUGGCCGACGGGAUUCCUGCGUUAGAAAGCCUGCGGGACCGCCGGUCGCCAGAUGAUAACGGGGAGGUUGAUGAUACACAGCCGCCCAUCAGGCCGCGGGCCACUCCCAAGGCGCCUUCGAACACCCCCGCAUCACGAAACAACAAUGCCUCCCGGGCCAAGAACGGCGCCUCUGGAAAGAACCAAGAACAGCCGCAGCGAUCGGGUAAGGCCCCGGAGCCAGCAUCCAGCCAUGGCGACAAGGAACAACACCCGGAACUCAACCGCAGAGAGAGGAGAAAGCUAAUGCGGGAGGCCCUCGCGGCGGCCACCAAUGACGAGGAGGACGAGAAUGGAGACGGCGGCUUUUUCGAGGGCCUCUAA